This is a messenger RNA of Schistosoma curassoni, 804 nucleotides long. NCBI's taxonomy places the organism in Eukaryota, Metazoa, Platyhelminthes, Trematoda, Strigeidida, Schistosomatidae. The record is from the annotation of a GenBank genome assembly.
UAAGAUUACAUGGUUGCGUUGCAGAUAAAUUCACCCCAGUCUGUUCUGAUAAAUCACCAAAGCAUCUACCUUAUACAUGAAGGCCUGAUUUUAAAGACUCUCAGAACCACUGAAAAGAAGCUGCAACUAAAUCCAUUAACUAUACUUUGAGCAUUUGAGAGCACGGAAAAAUUAAAUUAGUUUACGUAAAGUCGAAGAAAGAGAAUAUUAGAAGCUGCCGAGAAUCGUUAAUUCCUUAAAGUCUUGAAGUUAUGGUAUGUUAAAAAAUUGGAACUUAGUACAUAAGUGAAAUAUCUCACUUCAAGCUUAGCAAAGGCGUGAAUAUUGAAACGUUGAAUCGACAAGCAGCUGCGAAUUUUAAUAACUUAUCAAUGACAACAUCCCAAAAACAUCGCAGUUUUGUUUCAGAACCCAUUUCUGAAAAGGUUGUAGAAGAGUUACCAGGCAUCGGUGAAAAACUUGGAGAAAGACUCAAAGCUAAAGGGUAUGACAAAGCGUAUGUCGUCUUGGGACAGUUUCUUCUUUUGAGGUGCGAAGAAGAGUUAUUCAAGGAAUGGCUUUCACAAACAUGUGGUGCUAAUUCAAAACAGUCCGGAGAUUGUUACAAUGCCCUUAAAGACUGGUGUAGUUGUUUCAUUUUUUAAGUAGUGUACACUAAGAAUAUUAUGUAACAUUGUUAUACGCAUCUUAUUUUCCUCUACGUGCAUUUUGUUAAUAUUUGUUUUAAAAAUUUAUGCAUUGAAGUAUCCAGUGCAAUAUAUUGUACUCAUAUUUUCACCUUUAGAUUUUUUAGAUGAAUCGCGG